AAUUAAUUUACUUCUCUUAAAUGUAAUCUAUUUAUUGGCUAUCUUUUGUAAAUAAAAUAAAGUUAUUUAAAUUUUAUCAAUAUUGUAAAAAUAAAAAAGUAUUAUUUUUGUUAAAUAAAAAUAUGAUAAAAUAUAUAUAUAUAUAUUUCUCUUUUGUUUAUCACAUAUCCGCGUUUCAAGUCAAAGAAAGGAACAUUUUUGUCAUACAUAAUCAUGCAUAUUUUGACCUAGUCAAGAAAGUAAUACGAGGAGGGGUCAAGAAACGUAAUUUUUGUCAUUGAGGGAGUUGCGUGAGAAUUUUCAGUCCACCAAUUUACUAUAUAUGUCAGUUACUGCACAUGUUACCCCAAUUUUUUUUUAUUAUGAUGGCCAUAUUAAUAAUUAUGGCGCAUUUGCUUGGGAAUUUUUUUCUUUAAAUUAAUGAUUUUCGAAUAUAUAAUUCUGGCCAAAAUUUUCUUAAUUCUGGCAAAAAUCGUAAUUCCGGCUUAAAUUUGGGUCAAAUGUAACAUUGCAAUUUAUACAAUAUAAUAUUUUAACUGUUAUCAUUCAAAAUAUUU
Molecule: messenger RNA, 557 nt
Organism: Rhizophagus irregularis DAOM 181602=DAOM 197198
Lineage: Eukaryota; Fungi; Glomeromycota; Glomeromycetes; Glomerales; Glomeraceae
Source: RefSeq, a predicted model, not a curated record